Molecule: messenger RNA, 1022 nt
Organism: Bactrocera tryoni
Lineage: Eukaryota; Metazoa; Arthropoda; Insecta; Diptera; Tephritidae
Product: protein kinase C, brain isozyme-like
Exons: 5
Coding region: 325-903 (192 amino acids)
Biological process (GO): protein phosphorylation
Molecular function (GO): protein serine/threonine kinase activity; ATP binding
Source: RefSeq, a predicted model, not a curated record
UAUAAAAAAGGGUCUACUUGUUAUUGAAAAUAUAUAAAAGUUAAUUACGAAUGAAAUACGUGAAAAAGUUAUAAGAAAUAAUAGCUAAGCAAAGUUAAAAUCAACAAACCCAACUAAAAAUUGUAUCUCAAAGUGUAUUAGUAUAAAUCAUUCUAAUUAUAUAUAAAAAAAUUAAAAUUAAUAAAAUAAAAAAUUUAGUAAAAUAUAAAAAAAUUAUUUUAAAGUGCAACUAAUAGUACACGCUUAACCCAACAUUAGCAGCAAGUAAGAUUAUAGUGUACUAUUAGUAAAUAUCAACAGUUAAACAACAAAACCACCAACAAGAUGUCUGAAACGCAAGACAACAACGGCGAUCAGCCGCUGCAGGACGAGGCUAGCGGCAGUGAGAAUAAAAUGAAAUCACGCCUACGUAAAGGCGCGCUAAAGAAGAAAAAUAUUUUCGCCGUUAAAGAUCAUUGCUUCAUACCGCGUUUCUUCAAGCAGCGAACAUUCUGCUCGCAUUGCAAGGAUUUUAUUUGGGGCUUUGGCAAACAAGGAUUUCAAUGUCAAGUUUGUUCGUAUGUGGUGCACAAGCGCUGUCACGAAUAUGUGACGUUCAUAUGCCCGGGCAAGGAUAAGGGAAUCGAUUCCGAUUCGCCACAAACAGUUCAUCAUUUCGAACCAUUCACAUUUGGUGGGCCCACAUUUUGCGACCAUUGUGGUUCGCUACUCUAUGGCAUCUACCAUCAGGGUCUCAAAUGCUCAGUUUUCUCACCUAUUCCCAGGCCCAUCAGAUGCCGCACAAAUGGCAGCAUAUCUCCUUCCUGUCGCCGAUGUUUUGCGAUCAUUGCGGCUCGCUGCUGCAUGGCAUCACCCAUAAGGGGCUCAAGUGUCGAGGUAAAGUGUGGCGCGCCCCGUGCUUAGCCACCAAAUACUAGCCUUAAGUAGCGCACGCGUUUAAAGUUAGUUUGUGUGUUUGUGAGUGCCGUGUAGUAUGUGGGUGUGUAUGUGCGUAGCAUUGAAAAAAUCGUGUAAUGUUUUUG